Messenger RNA from Cooperia oncophora, 372 nucleotides. The record is from the annotation of a GenBank genome assembly. Lineage: Eukaryota; Metazoa; Nematoda; Chromadorea; Rhabditida; Trichostrongylidae.
AUGCGAAAGUCGUUCGACGCAAAACGAUUUAUUCACGAAGGUGCAGUUACUAAAGUUCCAGACAUUGUUGAGAAACGACCACCACCUCAGGACCUUUCUGCAGAUACCCUGAAGGCUCUCGAUUGGAUACUACAGAACAUCACAAAGGUCACAAGAAGGCGAAGAAUCAUACAAGAAGGCACUCACUUUGAACUCAACACACGCGGACGCAUCGGACGGCAAAGGGUUUCCUGGUCCCUGCAGCUUUUCGCAUCGAGUGAUAACACGGACAUAGUCAAACCUUUCAGAGGUAAAAGCGCCAGGAAAAACUCGAAAGAGGUACGUUAUUGGAAUUGCCAUGCUUCAGAUACAGGAGACACAUUCUGCUGUGGU